UGUAAACUGCCAACAAAUCCACCGUUCUGGAUUGUUGAUGUGCUUGAGGCAAAGCAAAAAUUUGCUUCCCCAUAACAUUUGUGUGUUCAGUCCGUUAGUGCAAGCUUUGCGGGUGCGUGACAGUUAUUUGUAAGUCAUCGUCAAAAGGUGAGUCAGCAUCAAGCCAAGGAAAGAUAAGAAAUCAACCGAGACCACCGCCCUGCAUAUCAGUUCAGCAGAAAUAUUAUAAUCUGCAUUGUUCAGAACCGGUGUUGCGUGGAACCCUCUUCCGUUAUGUGGAAAUCUACAGCAGGGCGUGACAUCGAUGCCAACAUUGUUGGCCAGAGUGCUGAGGAUGAUGACUGGGAAACGGAUCCAGAUUUUGUUAACGAUGUCAGCGAACAGGAACAGCGGUGGGGCUCGAAAACAAUCGAAGGUAGUGGCCGGAAUGCUGCGGCAAUCGAUAUGCAACAGUUACGAGAGGAAACGGAGAAGGCCGAUGCUGAUAAGAAGCGUAAAGAUGGCCCGAAAGCGUCGCACGGGUACGGAGGCAAGUUUGGUGUAGAAAAAGAUCGCAUGGACAAAUCUGCCGUUGGACACGAGCACAUUGAAAAGGUGGAGAAGCACGCUUCGCAAAAAGAUUACGCCUCGGGAUUCGGGGGAAAGUUUGGUGUGCAGAAGGAUCGUGUCGAUAAAUCGGCGCACGGUUGGGAUCACGUUGAGAAGGUAGAUAAACACGAAUCGCAGAAGGAUUACAAAACGGGCUUCGGUGGGAAAUUUGGUGUACAGCAAGAUCGUCAGGAUAAAUCCGCCGUCGGCUGGGAUCAUAUGGAAGCGCCACAAAAACACGAAAGUCAGCUAGAUCACAAAGUGGGCUUCGGAGGGAAAUUUGGCGUUCAGACCGAUCGAAAGGACAAGUCGGCCUUUGGCUGGGACCAUGUUGAGAAACCACAAAUGCACGAAAGCCAACUCGAUCAUAAAAUAGGAUUUGGAGGCAAAUUUGGUGUUCAGAAUGAUCGAAUGGAUAAAUCGGCUGUUGGGUUCCAGGAACAAGACAAAAUUGGUACCAACUACACUAAGGUAAAACCUGACAUAGGAUCCGCCAAACCGUCUAAUCUAAGGGCGAAAUUUGAAAACUUUGCUGCAACUGCUGAGGAAGAAGCUCGAAAGCGUGCGGAAGAGCAAAAACGGCUAAGGGAGGAGAAGGAUCGCAAGGAUCGCGAAGAGGCGGCGAAACGAGUGAAUUAUUCCUCUGAAUCAACAGAACCGAAAAAACCUGAACGCAAGGGUCCAAUCAACACCGGAAGAGAAACUGGGGUCAGCAAUGCAAUAAGUAACUUUAACAAACCACAAGAAAUUCCUCCUACGGAUUCAUCAACGAGGAAAGAUCCAAUUACGUUGCCGAAAACCGAAGAACCACGUAAACUGGUUCAACCGGAUGUUAUUCCUACAGCUGUUACUCCAACCGCUGUGACUAAUGUAGAGGAACAAAAAUAUGAACACGAAUCGGAAGUACAAUCCACAAAUGAACCAGCGCCAAUUGCUCGUACGUCAUACAGCUCAGCAACGGCUUCAGAGCCGGUAUCGGAACCAGUAACGAUUGCUAAAGCUACAGUAUAUGAAGAGCCCGCUCAAACUACACAUCAAGCUGCGGUGGAUGUAGAGCCGGAAGAAGUGGAAGAAUUUAUACCUUCUCCCGACAAUCCUGGUAUUCAAGCGAUAGCGUUGUACGAUUAUCAGGCCGCAGCAGAUGAUGAAAUUUCUUUCGAUCCUGAUGAUAAGAUAACACAUAUCGAAAUGAUUGACGAAGGCUGGUGGAGAGGUUGGUGCAACAACAAGUAUGGACUGUUUCCAGCUAACUACGUGCAAUUGUUGCAAUGAACAUAUGAAAAUUAUGUUCUUUGUUCAGCUCAAAAGUGCAAUUUUGCAUGGUUGCAUUCUUAUUUUUGGCAUUUAUGCAUUUCCUUUUAUCUUGACUAACCUUUUUCGUGUAAAGUAGGGAAGUAUGAAUUCCUUAUAAUUUUGAUGGAAAGAUUUUUUUUUCUAUAACAUGGAAUUAUAACUACUGCUAUUACUGGUUUUUGGUAAAAGACAGUUUUUCCGGAUGUGUGGUUUCCUGGAAGCAAGUUUACAUUUUUACUAAUUUGACAAAAUACACUAAAAUAUCCGCACAUGACGAGAAGGCCAAACAUUUUAACGAAACUCUUCAGCAUUUUAUUCAUUAAUUGCAUUAACUGUUCUUGUUAGUCCAAAUCCACCUUGAAUCGACGUAGUCGUGCCCAUAAUAGUUAUUUCAAUAUCGUAGAGAUAGGUCAAUGCUGUUCGUAAGAAAAUCUAAUUAUAAACGAAUAAAUAAAACGAAGAUUAUAUAUGC
Anopheles coustani is the source of this 2353-nucleotide messenger RNA. RefSeq names its product src substrate cortactin (gene Cortactin). Lineage: Eukaryota; Metazoa; Arthropoda; Insecta; Diptera; Culicidae. The record is from RefSeq and is a predicted model, not a curated record. The transcript is spliced from 6 exons. Gene Ontology annotation, cellular component: actin filament; plasma membrane; cortical actin cytoskeleton. Gene Ontology annotation, biological process: regulation of actin filament polymerization. The coding region runs from base 274 to 1860 and encodes 528 amino acids. Gene Ontology annotation, molecular function: actin filament binding.